GGCUGAUGCGUCAGUCGCGUGACGUCACCGCUGCUCUGCUUCCUCUUCCCGGAUUGCGAGUCUUCAAACAUCAUCCUCGGAGUUAAAAAAUAAUGUCUCAUCAAACUGGUAUUCAGGCUGCUGAGGAAGUGAAGAAUGUUUUCGGCAAUGCCAGAAAUGGAGAUUACAGACUUCUCAAGAUCAUCAUUGAAAAUGAGGAGCUGGUUUUAGGCCUCACCAAACCGCCGUGUCGCAGCUGGGAGGAAGACUACAAUUCGCUUUUACUUCCUGUGCUGGAUAAAGAGCUGCCCUGCUACAUCCUGUACCGACUCGACUCCAAAAACAGUCAGGGACACGAGUGGAUCUUCAUCGCCUGGUCACCUGACAAAUCGCCUGUGCGGCAUAAAAUGCUUUAUGCAGCCACCAGAGCCACACUUAAGAAGGAGUUUGGACUCGGACACAUUAAGGAUGAGAUUUUCGGCACUGUUAAGGAUGAUGUUUCUCUCAGCGGUUAUAAGAAACACGUCACCUCACAGUCCGCUCCUCUACCGCUGACUGCAGCUGAGGAGGAACUACGACAGAUUAAACUCAGUGAGGUUCAGACAGAUAUCAACGUGAACACUACGAAGCAAACUCUUCAGGGAGUAGCGUUCCCUCUGGACGGAGAGGCCGUCGCUGCAUUACAGCAGUUCAAAGACAAGAAACUCAACUAUGUCCAGCUGAUCAUUAAUUUCGAGAAGGAGUUGAUUAUGUUGUCAAACACGGACGCCACAGAAAUGAAAGAUUUACCCAAGAGAAUUCCUAAAGACGCAGCGCGAUAUCACUUCUUCCUCUACAAACACUCACACGAGGGCGACUACCUGGAGUCUAUAGUGUUCAUUUACUCCAUGCCGGGUUAUAGCUGUGGAAUCAAAGAGCGGAUGUUAUACUCCAGCUGUAAGAAUCCGCUGUUGGAGAUGGUGGAGAACAAACUGCACAUGGAGGUGGAGAAGAAGAUGGAGAUUGAUAACGGCGAUGAGCUGACGGCUGAUUUCCUGUACGACGAGGUUCAUCCGAAGCAACACGCGCACAAGCAGGCGUUUGCUAAACCCCGCGGCCCACAGGGCAGGAAGGGUGAACGCAGAAUCACGAGGCGGCCCGGAGAGGGCGAUGACACCGCCGAUGAUUAAUUGAACAUCAACAAACAAAAUCAAAGAGGACACGUCUGUACGACACAACACUGUUGAACGUUUAUUUUGCAUAAAACACCCUCAUGAACUAUGCACGUUAUGACACGAACACGGCCGUUUUCUCAAUUUCUGUGGUCCAUUUCCUGCUGUUUGAAAUACUGUAGAGACGUCAAAUUAAGAAUUGCGUAUUUGUGAAAUCAGCAACACUUUUACAAUAACACUGCAUAUGUUAACAUUAGUUAAAGCAAUCGAAAACAUGAACUAAAAAUACUUUUAAAGCAUUUAUUAAAACAUAAAAAGGACUUUAUUAAAAAGAACAAUACACACAAAAUAUUUACAACAAUUGAACUAGUUCUUCAACACAUGCAAAGCUGAAAUUGUGCAAUUAUGAUCAAUGAUAUUAUAUAUAAUUCAGAUAAGCAUUUGUGACUUUAAACUGUGCCAAAUUAACAACAGGUCAGCGAGUCGUUAGACUGACGUAGUUACUGCUGGAACAUGAAAUGAUAAAAUGUGAGCUCUACGAACGCCCCCUCAUUCCUGAACGAUUGUCAUUCCUCUUUGUUACAUUGUUUUAUUUUUCUAGUUUUACCAAACACAAGGGAAAUCUAACAUCUGUUCUUUUCCAUUUUAACACUGUCCUUUUUUUACGACAUAAAUAAAAUUCUCAUUGUUUGAUAAGAUUGUACCAAGACGUUCAUUUUUCUAUGCAAGUGCUGUUCAUGACUGUGAUAACCGUGGUCUCUUAUCUUGUUUUGCCGUGUUGUUUCUCUGAUUUCCCCGUCGUCCUCAGAGGUGCUGACCAUGAAUUUCAUUACGAUGGAGGCAGUUCAGAAUGCAGAGCGAAUGUUUAUCGUUUGAGGCUGUGGCUAAAAAGGAAGACAGAAAUAUGUGAAUUUAAAUGAUUCACCAAAUUUGGGGUCUGUGGGGUCAGGGGUCACAACAGGUCAGAUUGAGUAUUAUUUGUCUACUGAAAGUCAUUUGGCAAACACUGUUUCACAUCUGGACUGUGACAGCAGCCGCUCUUGAGUUUCAUAUGUAGCUGUAUGUGAUACAUCAUGUGUACAUAUGUCUUCAAAUAACCCUCGCUGUACAACUUGUGUUUUUUAAAUAAAAUAUUUAAGCAAUUGAA
Molecule: messenger RNA, 2277 nt
Organism: Myxocyprinus asiaticus (Chinese sucker)
Lineage: Eukaryota; Metazoa; Chordata; Actinopteri; Cypriniformes; Catostomidae
Product: twinfilin-1-like
Exons: 9
Coding region: 93-1148 (351 amino acids)
Biological process (GO): regulation of lamellipodium assembly; barbed-end actin filament capping; actin filament depolymerization
Cellular component (GO): cytoplasm; myofibril; actin filament
Molecular function (GO): actin monomer binding; actin filament binding
Source: RefSeq, a predicted model, not a curated record